GAAACAAUCUGUCAUUCUUUCAUCCGAAGUUCAAAGGUCCUCCUUGCACCUUAUCGUAUUCCUGAUAACAUCCACCUUUUAGUUUUAAAACUGUAUGUUUCUGACAGGUUGUCAGUUCUCUAGGAAGGAGAUUAAACAAUCAAGCUAACAAAUCUAUCAACAAUCACAAUAACUAAUCAAAGUUGAUUAUCCUUUCAAUGACUGAAUGGGGUGAUAGAACCCAUAAGAGGUUCAUGCCAUACAUGUGGAAGUAUUGAACCUGGUUUCAUAGGCUACUUUCGCUUACUAAUGGCUGAUUUGUACUUGGGGAACAGGAGCUGCGAGUCUCUUCAAAUAAAUCACGAGUUUCAACGUCAAAGCGAAGAGGUCAGCUUGAACCUCUCUGUUCACAAGGCACUCCUUAUUAGAAGGUCAUCAUCCAGUCAUUUUCCAGAUGGCUGCCAAAGAGAAUGAUGUAGAGGUCAAGAUCCUGUCCCCUGCGGCUGCACAGCGACGGCAGCGCCUAGUGACUAAGGACGGGCACUGCACUCUACACACUCCCCCAGCCCCCGGCUCUCCUGCCACUUGGCUCCUAUACCUGCAGGACGUAUGGGGAACAGUGGUGGCGCUGCGGUGGCGGUGGGUAAUUCUGGCAUUCUGCACCUCCUUCUUGGCCCACUGGCUACUAUUUGCCUGCUUGUGGUAUCUCCUCGCCCACCUCAACGGGGACCUGAUGGUGGACCACGAUGCCCCACCGCCCGACCACACAGUAUGUGUCAAGUACAUCACCAGCUUUACAGCAGCCUUCUCCUUCUCGCUGGAGACGCAGCUCACCAUCGGUUACGGCACCAUGUUCCCCAGUGGGGACUGUCCCAGUGCCAUUGCCCUCCUGGCCGUGCAGAUGCUAUUGGGGCUCAUGCUGGAGGCUUUCAUUACAGGGGCCUUUGUGGCUAAGAUCGCCAGACCGAAGAAGCGGGCAGGAGCAAUUCAGUUCAGCCCCUGUGCCGUUGUGGGGCAGCACCAGGGAGAAACCUGCCUAAUGUUCCGUGCUACCAAUAUGCUGCAGCGCCCUCUGGUGGACGUAAACAUUAAUGCUGUGCUCUACCAGGAUCAUGGAGACCAAGCGCUAUACCAGUCCAAAGUGGAGUUCCAGUUGGACAAUCUUGGUGCCAACCCCUGCCCAUUCUUCAUCUUCCCUCUAACAUUCUAUCACCAGCUGAACCGGCAGAGCCCGGUGUACCAGGCCCUGCAGGAGGGGAGUGCCACACACUUUGAGCUGGUCGUCUUUCUGUCAGCUGCCCAAGAGGACACUGGCGAGAGCUGCCAGAAGAGGACUUCUUACUUGAAAGGAGAGAUAGAAUUUGACCAUCACUUUGCCACAGUGCUGAGGCUGGAUACUCUAGGUCAAUACAAAAUGGACAUGAGCAACUUUGCCAAGGUCCUGCCUGACACCACAAACAGCAAAGCGGAAGUAGACAAGGAGUAUGUAGUCCAGAUCAAUGGCGAUGGCAGUGAAAGGGUGGAAUAGCAGGAACAAAACUACAGUGCCUGUUCAGCUGGAUUCAGCAUACA
Molecule: messenger RNA, 1551 nt
Organism: Paramormyrops kingsleyae
Lineage: Eukaryota; Metazoa; Chordata; Actinopteri; Osteoglossiformes; Mormyridae
Gene: kcnj13
Product: potassium inwardly rectifying channel subfamily J member 13
Biological process (GO): regulation of monoatomic ion transmembrane transport; potassium ion import across plasma membrane
Cellular component (GO): plasma membrane
Molecular function (GO): inward rectifier potassium channel activity
Source: RefSeq, a predicted model, not a curated record